Chara braunii is the source of this 4648-nucleotide messenger RNA. The record is from the annotation of a GenBank genome assembly. Lineage: Eukaryota; Viridiplantae; Streptophyta; Charophyceae; Charales; Characeae.
CUGGGAACUGCCUCUGCUACCGUAAAGGUCUCUUGCUGACCAAGGUGCAGAUGGAGCGCUUGAUCAAUUUGAGUUCAAACUGUUCAUGCUUCUCAUGAAGAGGGUUGCUCACAGCCUACCUUUGCCUCAGUCCGUGUCUGCUUUCCAAGUGAGUUGGCUUCUGGGACAGCGCUUCUUUCUGUGUCCUGCAGCCCCCCCUCCUCCAGACUCGCUCUCCACAAUCUUUGGCAGCACUGUCAACCCCCGACAUGUAUCCCCAACUCCACAGUCAUCAGCAUUGGAUCCGUCACUACCACAGUGGUCCUCCUAUGGCAAAGCGCUGAUGCCAUCAAGAGUGAGUGACCCAUCAUCAUUCCUGAUUGAUACAGAUAAUGACUCUACGAAGGAGAUCUCAUGGCAGGAGCAGAUUGUUCGGAGGGUCGGAAAGGAGGCAUCACUGUUCAAGGAGAACAUGUGGAAAGAAAGAGUCGAUCGGGGAGUAGAGCGGGAUGAUGAGGGAACCUCAUCGCUUGGUGAUGAUGAUGGAGACGAAAGUUGCAACAUGGAUUUGGAGAGUGAAAGGGCCGAGAAGCAGCUAGCACGUAGUGCUAAAGCUGAAGAAGGCAGGAUAGCAGAGGCAGAAAGAAUGCCCGAGGAGGCUGCAAACAAGGCAAGUCCAAUGGGAGUGACGGCAACGGGAAUGUGUGUAUGGGGAACAAUGCGUGAGUGGGCAUUGGCAGAUAGUGACAAGAAGGCAACAUCAAAGGCUGUGAAAGACGGGGGCAAGAGAAGUCUUACUGUGGAUGGGUGGAGGACAGGCAUGCAGAAAGGGAAAUCACCUGAUGUGGUGGAGGCUGGAGGCACAAAGACUGAUGCUAAGCCACUGCAGAGGUUUUGGAGCUGGACAGAAAAAAGGCACAGCCUUUUCUCAAGUUCACAGACUGGAGCAGCUGCUUCAGAGGCUUUUGCAACACCUUCGUCUUUGUUGUCACUGUCGUUGUCGUCGUCGGACAAAUAUAGGUCAUGCAGGGCUUUGUCACGGAUGGGGAAAUCUCAACGGGUUGCAGUAGCCACAUCUCCAUCUGUCAGCAGAGAUAGCACCGACUACCUGCAGUUGUCACCCUCGAGUGCUUCGAUCCAGGACCAGUACGGCCUCCCUAGAGAAUGUAAAGGUGACUUGCCAUCUGGUAUGGGCUGUCCAACAGCAAAAGGUCCUCCACCAACAUCACCGAGGUGGUUGUCAUUCUUCCCAUCAGGUUGGAGAGGCGGAGGGAGUGCAGCAAGGAGCUCAGUGGCUGGGAGCAGUGGAGCUGCAUUUGAAAACUGGCCAAACACAGGAGGUAGGAACAUCUACUCACGCCGGGGAUCUCUGAAAGCAAUGAAGGCAUGCUUGGCAACCACCAGUGGAUCCUUUGCUGCUGGUUUCCCAAUUGUGAGCACUGAAGCUUCCUCUCAAGUUCCUAAAAGUGAUAUGCUUUCCUCAUGUAUCCCGUGCUCUUCUGAUCGUGAAAGGGUAAGCAGUUUAGAUCCAUGUCAAGCAUCAUCGAGUGGAGAAGAGCAUCGUGAAAGGGUAAGCAGUUUAGAUCCAUGUCAAGCAUCAUCGAGUGGAGAAGAGCCUGUGGCACCAAUAGAAAUGGUCGUAACAACAAUCACUGCAAGUGAGCAUUCAGCUCAACACAACCCUGGUUACAUCAGCAAUCUGUCUACAGCUCCAAUCCCUUUGCAUGCAUCAGUAGCAGCAGUUGCAGCAGCAGGAGCAGGAGGAGAAGGAGGCGGAGCAGGAGGAGAAGGAGGCGGAGCAGGAGGAAUUUAUUCAGGGGGAUUUCAGGUUGGUGCUCAGUACUCCUCGCCCAACAUUCCUCUUCUUCCCCCACCUCCAUCUCGAAGACCCUCAGCGACAUUGAGGUCCCCUGCCUCAGUCUUUUUAUUAGCUGACGAGCCUGACCCUAUUUCUUGCAUUCAGGUUGUUGCAGUUGGAUCUUCUGCGUCUGCAUCAGCAUGUAAUUCUACCUUUAGUGAGCAUGGAUCUCUUGGUCCUGACCUGGCAGUAGCAACAGGAAAACUGGCAAAUGAUUCUUCGAUUGCUGCAGGAAAGCUGCCAGUUGACUCGUUGUCCUCGAAUAGACAGCACACAUCGCUGGUGAGAACACCUGAUUUGUUCACAGACUCAAUGCCAGAUAUGUCUGAAUCAGAUGCUCUUUCACGCACUAGGUGGUCAAUGUCCGGUGUGCACUCUCCAAAGAGCACUUGCCGAUGGACUGCAGUUGUUUCUGAUGCAUCCGUCGGGCAUCGCGAUGCAAUAUCAAUAUCGAUUUCACCAUCAUUUACAUCAUCAAAUGUGGACAGAGACAACCAUGACAACAUCCGACUACAGCCAUCUGCAUCUAUUUUACAUUCACCAUCAUUAUCUGCUGGAUCAGGAUUACCACAAUCCCAGCCACCUCCACCACAACCACAGACAAAGCUCUGGUUAGGUGUCACAGCAGGGCUCAGGAUGAAGGAGGCAGCGCUGAAAGGAAAGGGAGGAGAGGGAGGGGGCUUCAAAGAGCCGGAUGGGCUGCAGUGGGACCAUAACAGACCGACUUUGGAGUUCUCAACGCCCGUGGUUCCAGCAGCAAGAUGGAAAGAGGCAAAGUUGCAGGAUGAUGAGCCUGAAUCCUGGGGUCAUCUGGAGCUCCUAAAGCGAAUCAAUGGUGGAUGGCGCCCUCUAAUUUUGUGCAUUAAUCGGUUGGUUCUGGAUAAAGCUGACAAGAUGAAGGGCCCAUUUUUAAGCAUUUAUGUCAGAGGUUUCCUAUUGAUGUUGAUCAUGGCACCGAUUGCUGAGCACAUGCGUCAGUCUAUUCUGACCCGGUGGGUGCCUCGUUUGUUCGGACCUGGGCAAGUGCCUUAUGCGGUGGGAGCAAGUAGCUCCUCGACUGAGCCGCGUACACAUGCCCAGAUCGAGGCACGAAGAAGUGAACUGGGAGAGCUCCUCUCCCAACUGCUGGUGGAUAUGGAGUUUGGUGUCCCUGCUGCAAGAGAACACAUCCGGGGUAAAUUUGACCUUGAUGCGAUCUCUGAUCGUUUGGCCAAAGCUACCAUGGGUGUGGAGAUGAUAGCAGCAGCGAUUGAAAUCCAGAAGGUUAUUGGCCAGUGUCCUCAGAUACUGGACCAAUUUACCAUCCAACAGUUGGAAGAAAUAGCUCAGCGAAAGGAUGGUGCGCCAGCAGUGAAAGUGGAAAGCAUUGAAGAGAACAUACAACAGUUAAAGGAGACACUCGCGAAAGAAGAAAAGAAGCGGGAAGAACUGUUGCAAGGAAAAGAACAGAAAACUAAGUUGCAGCAGAGAAUGGGUAGAGUUCAGCAGCACGUUUAUUUGGAUGAGAAGGAUGUCGCCCAGACGCUGGGGCAAAUACUGACAUAUCUGGCUUUCCUUGAGGAGAAAUUGGACCAACAGCAGAAUAAAAUGGAUGAAUUGGCUGUUGGUCUCAACGUUAUCACUAACAUCGUUAAGGGGAAAGCCCCUUUGAUUGAAAGUGAGGAAGAAAAAGGAAACGAGGAUAAAAAAAAUGACGUCAAGAUUGAUAGGUUGCGCAUCAGCGGAAUGAAAGACGACGACGCAUCCAAAAAGGAAACGAAAAAGGAACCAGAGAUGAAACCGGAAGAGAAACUUGACGGGGAUGGUGAUGGAAACGGGAAUGGGAACGGGAACGGAAAUGGGAAUGGUGGUCCCAACGGUCCCCCUCCCCCUCCUAAGGACAAUGCCAAACCCGCAGAUCCGACUAAGCCAAAGAAAAAAAAAAAGGUGAAGAUGAAAUUGCCUUUUACUUUUUCUAAUAAGAAAGAAGAAAGCCUUCCACUCUGGAUCGCAGAGAUCCAGACCUAUGUUGGGACCGCACCGGUAGAAGAAGAGUCGCAAAUUGCGUUCACCACUUCUUGUAUGGGGGGUGAGGUGAAGCAAUGGGUUAUGGCGGAAGCAAAUGCCGCGGGGUUUGACGAUAUAGGUGAGUGGGCGAAGACUAUGACCUUGAAGCAGUUCCUUGCAAAAGUCAAGGACUGUUUCUUGGACAAGACUACGGCCGAUAAGGCCUUCGACCAACUCACCACGAUAGGACAAAAGUCCUGGUCUUCAGUUGAGUCAUUGUCUCGUGAGGUUGACCGAUUGUUGCAGGUUCCCGGUCUUAACCUGCAGGACUCUCAGGUCCUCUACAUUUACUCGCGUGCAUUGCCCGAACCGAUCCGAGGGCACUUGGUCCCCGAGGCCAAGUCCGGUAAGUAUAGUUACCGUCAGUUCCGCGACCUGGCGUUGCAGCGGGAACAAAUGACUUCGCAAGUCAAAGGUUCCUAUGCUGCUGCCGUAAAGAAUGAAAGAGGAGGCAGUCAGGAUGCAUCGGCAAGCGGAUCUUAUGGCGUCAAAAGCGCCAAGACCACACCCUCGUCGUAUUCGACGACGAUACAAUGGAGAAAUGGCCAUUGGAGAACGAGGGUGGUGGUGACAGCAGCAGUGACCACGGAAAGGGGGAGGUCACCGCUGCGACGGUCAACAAGGGAGGACCGUCAUCGAAUACGAGACCGAAGGGGAAACCACGCUCCUUCCCAUACCAUCCUGGGAUUGCGGCCGGCAGACCGUGGCUGAAGAUGGGACUAACCCGGGAGGUAUGGCAGGAUAGAAUGAAUAAUGCGCAGUGUC